Molecule: messenger RNA, 1331 nt
Organism: Nicrophorus vespilloides
Lineage: Eukaryota; Metazoa; Arthropoda; Insecta; Coleoptera; Silphidae
Product: uroporphyrinogen decarboxylase
Exons: 5
Coding region: 153-1259 (368 amino acids)
Biological process (GO): heme biosynthetic process
Cellular component (GO): cytosol
Molecular function (GO): uroporphyrinogen decarboxylase activity
Source: RefSeq, a predicted model, not a curated record
CGUGACAUUUGCUAUAUUAAGAAAGUGAUUGAAUCAUUGUUGUGGUUAAAUUUUAUCAAUUCCUUUUAUCAUUUAAAUGAAAUGAACUGUUGUGUCAUUGUCUGAUUAAAUCCAAUUGCAACUGCAAACAUCCUUUUACCACUUGAAUUAAAAUGCUCAACAAUAUGGAUCUUACAGAGGAGCAAGUGCAGGAAUUCCUUGCCAAACAAGAUUUCCCACCUAUGAAGAACACCCGUAUUCUUCAGGCUGCAAGAGGUGAAAUCCCUGAUAAGUUGCCUAUUUGGAUUAUGAGACAAGCUGGAAGGUAUCUUCCAGAGUUUCAAGCUCUUCGCAAAGAGCAUUCAUUCUUUAAAAUCUGCCAAACACCAAAAUUGGCAUGUGAGGCAACUCUUUUGCCAAUCAGAAGGUAUGAUUUGGAUGCUGCUAUCAUUUUCAGUGACAUUCUUGUUAUACCACAGGCACUGGGCAUGGAAGUGCUUAUGGUUCCAGAAAAGGGACCAGUAUUUACCAGUCCAUUGACCUUAGAAACCUACAACACUCUAACUUGGGAGAACGCUGUUAACAGGCUUUCUUAUGUAGGAGAUGCAAUUAGAUUGACCAGGCAUCAACUUGAAGGACGCGUUCCGUUGCUAGGUUUUUCAGCAGCUCCAUGGACCUUAAUGGUUUAUAUGAUUGAAGGAGGUUCUCCAAAAGCCGCGAUGCAUGCAAGAAAAUGGUUAUACGCCGAGGAAGCCACUACCAUAGAUUUUCUUCAGAAGCUAGCCGACGUCAUUGUAGACUACUUAGUGAUGCAAGUGAAAUCCGGUGCUCAGAUGUUGCAGCUAUUUGAAAGCUGUGCUGAGUUCUUGAAUGUGGAGAUGUAUGAAAAACUGAUGGCUCCAAUGCUGAAGAAAAUCAGAGAGGGAGUUCGUGAUAAACUUCUGCAGGAGAACGUCGAGCCUGUGCCGAUGGUUUUCUUUGGAAAGGGCGGAUCGCAUUUAGUCGACAUUCCAAUUAAAGCGGGCUUCGAUGUUAUCAGCAUCGAUUGGAUUACCGAUCCAAGAUCAAUCCGCAGCAGACACUCAAAUGUCACCUUACAAGGUAACCUAGAUCCUUGUGCGAUGUACUGCAAGAAAGAAGAACUCGUCGUACACAUCAAGAAAAUGUAUGAGAAGUUCGGGUUCAAAAACUACAUCGUCAACCUAGGUCAUGGCAUCCAUUUAGACACACCCACGGAAUCUGUAGCGACUUUCGUUGAAACUGUUCACUCAUUCAUGUAAACACUAUUAAUUAAUACUAUUAUAUAUUUAUAGUAUACGUUUUUAUAUAUAAACUACAAGAUGUUAUUUAAA